AAUUCACAGAAAGAAGCAACAAACUGUGAAGAAAUUCACAAACUUGUGUACCUCACCAAAGGACGGAACAGCGCAGGAAAAGCUCGUGUUCAAAAGUUUCCUCUACGAGAAGCUGCGUUUUCAGGCAUCACCGCUCCACUCCAGUCGUGCUGUCUCUACAGCCACCGCUGCUGUAUGCAUCAGGAGAGAUCAUUGCUUUUUGCAAUGAAAGCAGGCGCUGUCCACUGCCGUUGUUUAAAAUGCUACUCGGUUCCAGCACGGAAGCGAGUUCGUAAGCGAUCCUCAGCCCUCACGCUGCUGUCUCUACCUGAGGAGCUGAUUCUCUGUGUGCUCCAGUGUCUCUCUGCCGAGGAUCUUCUGUCUGUCCGAGCAGUUCACUCCCAGCUUCGGGACAUUGUUGACAACCAUCCCAGUGUAUGGGCCAAGGUCAGCUUCAGAGACAAGUGGCCAUCCCCCAAGUCCUUAUGGCUGUUUGAAAGGGCUGCUGAAAAAGGGAAUUUUGAAGCUGCUGUGAAGCUUGGAAUUGCAUAUUUAUACAAUGAAGGGCCUUUAUUGAGUGACGAGGGCCGAGCGGAUGUGUGUGGUCGAAAGGCCUCCCACUUCUUCAGCUUGGCGGAGAGCCUGCGCUCUCCGGCUGCGGAUCCCUUCAUCUGGGUGUUCAUCCGUCCGCCGUGGUCGCCCACUGGCAGCUGCUGCAAGGCCGUGGUGUUCGAUCGUCUCAAGGCCGAGUGUGAUGACAACGUGGAGAAAAGGGGACCCCUGCUGCACUGCUUGGCUAGGGUUUUGCAGCUGUUUGAAGGGGAUGAAAAACGCUCCGACGCCAUUUCAAUGCUGGAGGAAUCAUCGCGGGCCGGCUGCCUGCAGAGCGCGUACCUGUUGUGGGAGCACAGCAGAAAGGCGGCCAUAACAGAUCCGGGAAGGUAUCUCCAGUGUAUACGAAGGCUCAGGGACUACGCUGGCAAAGGAUGCUGGGAGGCGCAGAUGUCCCUGGCCAAAGUGUGCAGCGGUGGGAAUCCCCUGGGUUUGGAGCCGAAGGCCUGCUCCGACCUGGUCGCCCAGCUCUUCAGUUCCUCGAAGCAAGCGCCCCGAUCCUGUGCUCCAUGCGUCCUCAGGCGAGGCAUCAAAGACAACAUGAGAUACAUCCUGGUGGACUGGCUUGUGGAGGUCACCACCAUGAAGGACUUCUCCAGCUUGGCGCUGCACGUGACAGUGGGCUGUGUGGACCGCUACUUGUCUCUGCGCUCCGUCCCCAAGGCCCGCCUUCAGCUAUUAGGCAUCGCCUGCAUGGUCGUUUGUACACGCUACAUGAGUAAAGAGAUCUUGACAAUACGAGAAGCUGUUUGGCUGACGGACAACACAUACAAGUAUGAGGACCUGGUUCGAAUGAUGGGAGAGGUGGUGUCUGUGCUGGAAGGAAACAUCAGGAGCCCUACUCUGCUGGAUUAUGGGGAGGUGCUGCUCUCUCUGCUCCCCCUGGAGAGACGAACCACUCACCUGUUCAGCUACAUCUGCGAGCUGUCGCUGCUCUACUCGGCUCUCGCCUCGCCGCCACCGGCCAAGUUAGCCUGUGCCGCGCUGCUGCUAACCCGGGCGCUACAUCACUAUGCUCCUCUCUGGCCCUCCCUGUUGGCUGAAUACACAGGAUUCUCCAAACAGGACCUUGUUCCCCUUUCCGUGCUGAUUUACAUGAAGUGUUUCAGCCAAGAUAUUCCCAAGGAUUACAGACACGUGUCUCUCACUGGCGUCAAGCAGCGCUUUGAGGAUGAAGCCUACCAGCACAUCAGCAAAGAAGAGGUGAUGUGCUUCAAAGAACUUUCUCAAAUCUUGGAGAUUCCUGAGGAGCAGGUGCAGAUGGAGCCUCUCAGUCCCACUGCUCAGCCAGCAGACAUCCACACCUUCCUGGCCUCUCCUUCUAAUGCCAAUAAGAGGAGGCGUGACGACAGCGUGGAAGCCCACCGGAGCAGCUUUGUGGCCACGCCCACUGCAGAGCUGUCCAAUCAGGAGAAGAGCCUGGUGGACAACAUCCUGGACUGGAGUCUGGACACUUCCUCCUCCGGAUACGAGGGGGACAGGGAGGAGAGCGAGGGCGAGAAGGACGAGGAUUCUUCCACGAUGACUAUCAAGCUGCUCCCGAUUCCCGACGCCGACCAAAGACGGGAGCACUGCCGAGCCCUGUCCAGCGAUGAAGAUAGCUUCUGUGAAGCAGAAAGAGAGAAGAACAAGGCUCUCCAUGGCAAAAAAGCCCCGUCCGCCUCUGGAGACCUUCACAGCUCUGGAUACUCCUCCGUUCAGAGCGUCAGCCCCUCGUCCACAUGCUCCCUGUCCUCGUCGUCCCUCGUGCCAUACACGUUCGCCACUUCCACGGGCUCGGCCUCCGCUCACGCCCAGCCGGGCUUUCGUCUCCUGGUGCCCAUGCAGAGGCCUCGGGGCGCCUCCAGCAAGCAGGUGAAGAGGAAGAACGUGGCAGCUCACAGCGGAGGGGAGAUCGAAAGAGAAGAGGAGGAUUUCGAUGGAGAAGAGUAUUCUCACAGUGGAGGGUUCCUGAGCCAAUAGACUUUGUCCGUGUGAACGGACUGAUGCUCGGUCAUUUCGCCUCCAGCACUUUUUGCUUUUGUUUUUUCCUCGUUCGUUUCAGUCUGCACUGGUUAUUCGUUCGCCAUAAGAUCAAGAGACGUUGACUUAAAAGACACAUAAGGGAAAACCUACCAAGAAACUUGCCUUUCUGUUGCAUUACAUUUCAUUUACAUGUUUACAGGCAUGGAGCAAUAAAUAUACCUCCCAUAAAGCAAGGUUCACAGUCAGCUGUAAAACCACUGGAACAUGACUUGACGUCCCUCAGGACCCUGGUACAAUACUUGCCAUUUCAUUGUUUUCAAGUGAAUUCAACAACAGCCUAUCUCAGAUCAUGCUCGUUCAAAAUGAAAUGAAACCUCGUGAGCUGGAUUCAGGGUAAAGGGGAUUUACUGUGAUUGUGACCAUAAACUCUGAUGUGCACUGUCAGUACAAGCAUCCGUCUUGUAUUUGGUGAAUUUUAUGAAUGGGUGACUUCUGCCAUUCAGUUAAUGAAAGUGUUUGCAGCUGAAUCCUAAAACAGAUAUAAUUGCUCAAAGUUUAUUUGUUCUAUUCUUCCUCUCCGUGUUUGCCAAAGGUACUGUGGUAGUGGCAUUUGUGUUUUCAGGGGCAUCUGCUUAUAAAGACACAGUUGUAAAGUCAGUCGUUUCAUAGUCUUGUAACUAUACAUCGGUUUUGCUGUAUGUACAUGAAUGAUAUUAGGACCAAAAGCACACUAGGAGCACCAGAUAGAUGUUAACUGUUAACAUAUUAAUACACUAUGUGAUCAUUACGGUCUGCUGAUCGCAGAGUAAGCAUAAUAUGUGUUGUACAAACCUCUGUGUGUCAUCUAAACGCUCUUCAACUUAAACACAAUUAGGCACCGACCAACAUACUCAUAAUGGCUGUCUUACUUCCUUCCCCAUCUAAAAUAAGUUGAGCAUGUUUCUCAUCACUUUUUCUGUGUGGCUUUUUAAAAUCAACUUUUCUGUGCUGGAACAAUCUCAACUGAAGAAUUUUUUUUAUGAUUUUCAGUAUCUAUCUUGCACACUAGUGGAGGUAUAGACACUAAAUUAAAUAGAGAAAUAUGGAAGGCCCCAUUCAGGACAUUGAGCACAUGAAAGGAUUGUGACUGACUGUAAAUAAAUUUGUAACUGUUGCUCUGGACUGGUUCUCUCCUGUGGGUUUAGUGUACAUAUGUCUAUGUAUAAAUGGGGGAAGGACGAAGAGUAUGCCACUACUACUUGAAUUUUUUUUUGUUUUGCUUCAUUCCAAAAGGCAGUGUUGUUUCUGUAUUGUGCAGUGUUUUCUCUUUAUACCUGUGAAUAUGUAAGUUUUGUACUGAGUU
Salarias fasciatus (jewelled blenny) is the source of this 3898-nucleotide messenger RNA. It is a transcript of the gene ccnf, whose product is annotated as cyclin F. Bases 175 to 2553 code for a protein of 792 amino acids. NCBI's taxonomy places the organism in Eukaryota, Metazoa, Chordata, Actinopteri, Blenniiformes, Blenniidae. The transcript has 17 exons. The record is from RefSeq and is a predicted model, not a curated record. Gene Ontology annotation, molecular function: protein binding.